AUGCUGCCGCAUCCGCCCAGCGAUCACUUGCAUCACUUCGAGCGCCGACUUCACCUCUGCCAAGUGGUCCUCUGGUUGCACGAGAAGUUUGAGCAUCAGCCGGGGGGCGAUGUGGUAAACUCGGGGACCAGCAAGGCGUCGGUGCUCCUCUCGCGGGCCGUGCUGGGCAAGAUGGUCAAGCGCGCCUUCCCCGACGUCGUCACCGUCAGGCGCGGCGCCCGCGGCUCCACCAAGGAGCACUACGUCGGCCUGGCCCGCAGGCAGCGACCCAUCGUCAAGGCCGAGCCCGAGCCCGAGCCCGACCACGUAGAAGAUGAUGAUCAGCAACAGAACACAACAUCCACGUCGACAUCCACAUCUACCACUACAUCUACCUCCACAUCUACAUCUUUCUCCACAUCAAUUAUUCCAUCAUCUCCGAUCCAGACCCAGGCGUUGAAGUUGCCGCUGACAUCCGGCGCGGUGCCCUAUGCCAGCCGCGAAUUUGGCAGCGGCCACGCCGCUGUGCUUCUGUGA
Acanthamoeba castellanii str. Neff is the source of this 516-nucleotide messenger RNA. RefSeq lists its product as uncharacterized. The transcript has 3 exons. Gene Ontology annotation, biological process: regulation of DNA-templated transcription. Bases 1 to 516 code for a protein of 171 amino acids. Gene Ontology annotation, molecular function: DNA binding. The record is from RefSeq and is a predicted model, not a curated record. NCBI's taxonomy places the organism in Eukaryota, Discosea, Longamoebia, Acanthamoebidae.